AUGGCAAGUCGGCAGGGACGCGCGGAGCACGCGGCCUUCUUGGCGCUCGCCACGGCCGGCGCCAGCACCAGGAAGACCAGUCGAGGAGGCGCGCGCAGCGCGUCCGGCACGCCCACGCGCAAGGCCGCGAUCCCCGCCGCGCAUGAGGUCAAGGAGCUGCGCGUGGAGGCGCAGAAGCUCGACGAGCAGUUCACCGCUCUCUGUGCCAAGUGGCGAGCGGCGCUGCCCGAGCACAACGUGCUGCUCGCGGCCUGCACGGCGGCCAAGCAGAAGACAGUCACGAGUCACGUGGAGCAGCUCAAUCUGCGUCUAAAGGACGAGCUGCUGCAGCAACAGCUCUACUUCUCGGCGCUGCAGCAGAAGCUCACGGAGGCGCCGCUGUGGUCCCGCUCGGCAGUGUGCCAAGAGCUCUUCGACCGCAUGCACGGCUACCUGCACCUCGUGGGCUCCGACCCUGCGAGUCGUAGGGAGCAGCUGCAAGCGCGCUUCGAGUUGGGCGUGCGUCUGGCGCCGGAGAUCGUCGAGAACUUCACGCGCGAGUUCGUGCCGCUCACGUCGCCCGUGCUCCCGUUCUCGCGGACUAGUACGGCCGCUACUACGAUAUCCCCGCCAUUGAACUCUCGAGUGGAGAACGACAGGAACAAAGCGGGCAGCGUCUGCGGCACGCUCGUGUCCAACGUCUUCGUCUGCAAAGUGCCGGCCAGCGCCUCGAUACCGCGUAUCUACCAGACCAUCGUGGACAACCUCAAGAAUACCUCGAUCGAGCUGGAACGCCGUCUUGGCGUGCUGCUCGAAGUCAAGGUACCGACGGUACUGUUGUGUCCAAACAUGCCCCCUCACGAGGUUGAGAUGGGGCCGUCGACAUAUUACGCGCGCGUGGAGCGGCAGGAUGGAGAGAUGCGGGGCGCCCACACGAACCGCGCGUGGAGUGGGAGACUCGUGAGCGAUGACUUGGCUGUGCUCGUGACGGACUUCGUGGACGAGGACGACGAUGAAGGCUCGGAUCGGAAAGAGACGCAAGAGGUGCAAGUGGGCAGCGAUGGUGUGCCGUUGGUGCCUCCGACGCCAAAGUCGGGGCUCCGCAUCGACAUCUGCAUGAUCCUGACCAUCGCGCGCGUGAAGGACCCGGAGACGCAGGAGCCGAUCGUGCUGAUGCGCCGACUGCGCGUGCAUCGGUACAACCUGCCGCCCAACUCGCCGGUGAUCCACCCGGAGGACAAGAAAGUGGUAGACGAUGAAGACACGGAGGAGGACGAGGAUCGAAGCAUCAAGAAGCAGAAGACCAGUCCAGUGAAACAAGAGUCGGCUGAGGUCGAACCAGCUUCAAGCACUCCCCCCAUUGCGCCAAGUGCAUAG
Molecule: messenger RNA, 1356 nt
Organism: Phytophthora sojae
Lineage: Eukaryota; Oomycota; Peronosporomycetes; Peronosporales; Peronosporaceae
Exons: 4
Coding region: 1-1356 (451 amino acids)
Source: RefSeq, a predicted model, not a curated record